Trichoderma gamsii is the source of this 2022-nucleotide messenger RNA. RefSeq lists its product as hypothetical. Gene Ontology annotation, cellular component: mitochondrial matrix. Lineage: Eukaryota; Fungi; Ascomycota; Sordariomycetes; Hypocreales; Hypocreaceae. The coding region runs from base 1 to 2022 and encodes 673 amino acids. The record is from RefSeq and is a predicted model, not a curated record. The transcript has 2 exons. Gene Ontology annotation, molecular function: arginine binding; L-glutamate N-acetyltransferase activity, acting on acetyl-CoA as donor. Gene Ontology annotation, biological process: L-arginine biosynthetic process.
AUGGCAUCCAACGCAUAUUGGAGCCGUGCCAGCAUCAAUUCUGCCUGUUCUAACUAUGGUUUACUUUCAUUAAAGAGAAAACUGGCCAUGCACCUUUCAUCUUCUUCCUAUCGGUCCAUGGGCAAAAGUAUAGCGUCAAUUGGGACAGCUCGGGGCUCUCAUGUAUCAAAUGCCUCUUCAUGUCAGCCAGCCAAUACUCGCAGCUUCUCUUCUCCCACACAAGCCCGAGAAAAGCGACAAAACUUUGAUCGGGACGUCAUUGUGUCUGUCCUAGAGUCCACAGCCACAAGGCGGGACGCCAAAGGUUAUCUCCAAAAAUAUGCAGCACCAAAGCCUCCUUCUCCAGUACCAGCAUUAUCGACGCAAGUUGAGCAUCAACAUGAGCCACCCGCCAGGAAACUCCAAGCUCAGCCGCCGUUCAAUGUCGCCAUUGUUGUCUUACGGAAUCCUCAAAAGCUACAAUCGGACACCAUCGAGGGAAUAGCCAAGACGCUUACACAGCUUCGGGCUCUUGGUCUGAUGAGCGUUGUUGUUGUGGAUUGCGGCACGGACGAGAACCGUACCACUUUUCAACAUGAAGCUUUGAGGCUUUGCGAAGCUGUUGAUUCCUUUGGCAAACAUGGCUCCAGACUGAUCGAAAACUUACUUGUCGGUACUUCUCACUUUCAAAGUGCCACCCCUUCUCCGUUUUGGGAUGAUAUACAGGUCCAAGACUAUGGUAUCCUAAACCGCGCGCUUCAACAUCAUAUGAUAGCAGUCAUUCCGUCUCUUGCGCGAAACAAUGAGAUCAUGUCCCCCGUGCCUGCUGAUGUUCAGAGAACUGCCCUUGCGUUAACGAGAUACUUUACGGGACUGCAGUUCGAGGAAGAUUCAAGUAACAGCCAAGAUGGAAGUUUUCGGGGAGCUCGGGAGCCCCUUGCUUCCGUCGAAAGGGUCAUUAUCCUCGAUCAGUUCGGAGGAAUUCCCAUGACUAGUCGUCCCAACGUCUACCACAGAUUCAUCAAUCUUGAACAAGAAUACAACACUCUCUUGGAUCAACUCGAAGGCGGCGGUGAUGGCUUAUCGAAAGCAGCACAAGGCAGACGAAAUGAUGGAUCUUCUACUACCCACGCCAGAAAUCUCAAGUUAGCAAAGGAUACACUAUCACUCUUACCUGAGACAGCUUCCGUCCUUAUAACUAGCCCAUUGGCUGCGUCCAAUACGUCGUCGGCAUCUUCGGGACUUCCUCCUACACGAGACAGCAAAUACCAGUUUGGUUUUGACGGCAUGGUCACCACUCGCAGAAGACAAAACCCUCUCCUCCAUAAUCUCCUUACCGAUAAACCCGUAUACUCUCCCUCGUUGCCAUUUCAACGCAUCCAAUCGCCCGAACUAGCAUUCUCAAAUACAGGAGAGUCAAUCAGUGCAACGCUUGUCAAGCGAGGUAUGCCGUUGACCAUCUACCCCGAUCCAAGAACCUCUCCAUGGAAACCAGCAGCGCCUGGAGAGCGCGGGCCGCAGCUCACUGACAAGUCCAUUGAUUUGGCCCGGCUUGUUACUCUAAUUGAGGAUUCUUUUGGCCGCAAGCUGGACGUCGAGGACUACUUGCGACGAACAAAUGAGAACUUGGCAGGAGUGAUCAUCGCGGGAGAAUACGAAGGAUGUGCCAUCCUGACCUGGGAGAGGCCAAAAAGCAUUGAUACUCAAACAGCCUAUGAUGAGGGACGUUACGUUCCGUAUCUCGACAAGUUUGCCGUUCUUCGGAGCCGUCAAGGCAGUGGCGGAGUUGCCGACAUUGUGUUCAACGCCAUGGUCCGCGAUUGUUUCCCUGAUGGCGUGGUUUGGAGGAGCAGGAAAGACAAUCCCGUCAAUAAGUGGUAUUUUGAGCGAUCGGUGGGAACCAGUAAGCUGUCCGACUGCAACUGGGCCAUGUUUUGGACAACACUGGAGUUGAGCAAUACAAGUCAUAAACUCGAAGACUAUGAGGAAGUAUGUAGAGAAAUUAUGCCAUCUUGGGCAGACAACAUUCAGAGGCUAGAAUAG